This is a messenger RNA of Nicotiana attenuata, 1494 nucleotides long. RefSeq lists its product as uncharacterized. Lineage: Eukaryota; Viridiplantae; Streptophyta; Magnoliopsida; Solanales; Solanaceae. The transcript has 3 exons. The record is from RefSeq and is a predicted model, not a curated record. Bases 1 to 1494 code for a protein of 497 amino acids.
AUGGAGAUAGAAUUACCUCAUCAGUCCUAUAAGGAAAUGCUCUUGGAUAAACAAGAAUGCAACCAAGCUAACUACUAUGACAUGGAACACCAAUCAAUCCUAGAAGGGAUUAAGGGAAAACACAUUGAAGGGGUCAUUCCCCUAUCACCGGAAGAAAAAGAAAGACUAUACAAACCAUGGAAAUUCUCAGUAAUCAUCAAGGUCUUCAAAAGAAGAAUGCCUCAUCAUAUGCUACGCUCCAAACUAAUUGACCUAUGGAAGCCAUCCGAACAGUUAAUCUUGAUUGACCUAGGAUGGGACUUCUACAUAGUGAAAUUCAGCUUAGAGGAAAGCACGGUGAAAGCAUUACAUCUUGGCCCAUGGUUUGUAUCUGGCCAUUUUCUUUCAGUCCGUAAAUGGGAACCAAAAUUUGUUCCACAGGAAGCCACACUUACUACUACUGCCAUCUGGAUAAGAUUACCCCAGCUACCAACUGAAUUCUACGACACAGUCAUCCUGGAGAAAGUUGGGAGGAAACUAGUGGAAACAUCAGUGAUCAUUGGAGACCAUAAACAGUCAGUGAUUUAUGAAGGUGAGGGAACAUUAUGCACCAGUUGUGGUAGGAUAGGCCACACGACCCUAAGAUGUUCAUACAGUCAACGUCCAACACUAACAGCCAACGAAUCACAAGAACACCAUACAACGGACACCCCACCGGAGGAGAGCCAAUGGAAGACAGUUACAUGCCCAAGAAGACGCAAGCAGGGACAACACAAAACAAUCCCAAAUACAGAAGGUCAAUCACUGAAACAACACCAUAAUACACAAGCGGAGGAGGUCCAGAACUCGGCGCAUCUUGCGAGAGUGACAAUGGAAGCCCUCAACAAAGCUUUGACAGCAUUUGGACCGCUCCUAUGGCAGUCGAUGGCCAACAACGAUAGCCCAGCCCCAAUCACAGACCCACAAGCCCUAAACAACCACAUACUCCAAAGUUUCCAUGCACUCCCCUUCUUUCCGGACCUGAUGAAGGAGGACCCAGCAGCGGAACCAAUUUUCACUCAAAUCAUCAUCCCACCAAACCACACGACCUCGAAUCCAAAGAAAGAAACUUCCUCACCUCCACUACAGAACAUCCAUCGAGGAGUCACCACAGCACUGGAGAUUCUUAAGAAAAAAGAUGCUACAGAGGAACUGGAGCAGAACUACCCAGCACCAAGAAUAGACUCGAUAAUGCUAGACUCAGUGAGGUCGAUCGAUUUCAGCACACAAGUGAGCGAAGUAGUAGUGGUUUUGUGCCCCAGAGCGAUGUCCAAAUGUGGAAUGAGCUUAGUCUCAGCCCAAACUCAAGGUCCGCCGAAGCCACUACUGAACUUAACCCCUAUCCUGAGUCUAAAAAGGAAGUCUCCACCCCCUCAAUUGCCCAGCCUGCCAGGCCCAUCGAGCCCUCAAGAGGGAUCUAACCUAGCACCCACAUCCCUGAUGAUGAACUACAUCAUAUGGAAUGUUAUGGGGUAA